AUGUCAUCGACACCAAGCCAAAACGAUCAAACCCAGAGGCAAGAAAGGGAUAAGGAAGAGGAUAUUCCCGAGCAGGAAGCCGCCCCAGCGCAACAGCAAGAGCAAGAGGACGCUCCUGCCCAACAAGAGGAGCAUGAAGCCGAGCAAGCGCCCGCUGAAGACCAACAUGACGACAACAUAGUGAACGAGCAAGAGGCAGACCAGGACCAAGGAGAAGUUGCCGACCAGGCCGAAGAAGAGGUGCCGGACGAGCAAGACGGCGAAGACUAUGAGGAAGACCAAGAAGCCGAAAACAAUGAAGUCCUGAACGACGACUAUCAGGACGACGGCCAGGGAGAGGAGGAGCAGUACGAUGAAGAAGAACAAGAGGAGCCCGAGCAGGAGCAGGAGCCCGAGCAGGAGCAGGAGCCCGAGCAGGAGCAGGAGCCCGAGCAGGAGCAGGAGCCCGAGCCCGAGCCCGAGCCUCAGCGGAAGCCCAAGGCGCGGUCCAAGGCCGGCAAGAAGGCCCCUCGCGCCGCGCCACCCGCCGAGGAGCAGUACGAUGAAGAAGAAGAGGAAGACGAGCUCGAGCCUGAGCCCGAGCGGAAGCCCAAGGCGCGGUCCAAGGCCGGCAAGAAGGCCCCUCGCGCCGCGCCACCCGCCGAGGAGCAGUACGACGAAGAAGAAGAAGAGGAAGACGAGCCCGAGCCCGAGCUUGAGCCCGAGCCUGAGCGGAAGCCCAAGCGCCGGACCAAGAAGGCCUCUCGCGUCGAGCAAGACGAGGACGACAGCACCGUGACGUCCUCCUCGGGACCCCCCACGCCACGCGACGCCCGGCAGCCGACGUGGAUGCGGGGCGAGCAAGAGAGCGACACGAAGGGCAACCGCCAAGUCGGACACCCGAAGAGGAAGACCCAGACGCGCCGCGACCGCGACCUCGCCCAGUACCGCCAGGAGCAGAUGAUGAUGCAGCAGCAGCAGCAGCAGCAGGUGCAGCCGCAGGCCGACGCCGGCGGCAAGAACCCGCUCAAGCUGCGGCUGGAACUUAACUUGGAGAUCGAGAUCGAGCUCAAGGCCCAUAUCCAUGGCGACUUGACCCUUGCCUUGCUGUAG
Phialemonium atrogriseum is the source of this 1092-nucleotide messenger RNA. RefSeq lists its product as uncharacterized. The record is from RefSeq and is a predicted model, not a curated record. The coding region runs from base 1 to 1092 and encodes 363 amino acids. The transcript is spliced from 2 exons. Lineage: Eukaryota; Fungi; Ascomycota; Sordariomycetes; Cephalothecales; Cephalothecaceae.